UAAAAAAAAGCUGUUCUUAUAUUUUUUUUUAUUCAUAUUGGAAAAAAUUUAUCUCUUGUCUAGUCUUAUUUAUAAGCAACGUGGAGUGUAAAACGUGUCGCCUUGACAAAACUUGUUUAAUUUACAUAGAACUUCAAGCCUAUAAGGUUCAUGAAAAAACAAUUAUCCUAUUGCACUAGUCCUUUUUUUUAAUUUCAGCGAAAAUAAUGUUGGACAAAUGGCUUUGGUAUUUUUUCUAAGAUCUUCAACAAUUGCUAAGAAGUGAAGAAAAGAAAGGAUUAUGUAUGCAUCACACCACAGAAUGAAGAUACAAAGCAUAGUGUCACAAAUUUCUAUAAAAAAAUCAAAGCAAAUUUAACAACCUGGCUUUUAUUAAUGUAUUUUGUGAUUUUUAAACCAUUAAGAUGAUAUUGUGAACUUUGCAAACAUUCUAGCUAAAUUCAACACUUCAUUAGUAUUGGUGUACUAUGUAGAUACUGCCGACCUACCAAUCAUUUUUUAACAAACCAACUUAAGAAGAAUCUAUUCGCGUUACAGAAAAAUAUAGGUAACAUCUUUGUUACUUACGUCGAUGGUCAACAUUCUACUACAUCAAUAGCUUCCACUGGAUUUUAUUUCAAGAGCAUUUUUGACGAAUUUGUGAGCUCAAAAAAAAAUCAUAAGCUAAACGUAAGCGGAAAAGUUUGAUCGCUUUCAAUAGAACUUGUGUAAACAGACUCGCUAGCUGUUUAAUUAUAUUUUUCGGAUUUUUGUUUCAGCGAUGACAUUUCACGGAAUCAACUGGAUGCCUGAGAAGGAAGUAAGUGUGGAUGCUUCUGAAGCAACGACGCUGGAAUGUAUUGAACUAGGACACAAAAUACGUUUAUGUGGUUUAACAUGGGCAAAAAAAGCUUCAGCACAAAUUGAAUCUGAAUAUAAAACUAAUUAUGAAAAGAUUCUAGAACUUCAACAACAGCUUAUAUUGCUAGAUGAAGAUUUAAAACGGCGACAGACAAUGUUCAGUUCUACGGAAUGUGAUAGACUUAUGAAGAUUACUGAGGAUUUGGGAAAUAUGACUGAUAAGUACAAUGCUGAGUAUCACGCGCUUGAUCAAAACGGGAGAGAAUUUGUAAACGAUCAAUACAACUAUUUUGCAUUGACGGAGACAUAUAAGGUAAAGGAGAAUGAGUUAUGGAAGAUGAACAGCGAAACUCAAAUUUUAACUCAUGUUACUGAGUUGUGGAAUGUUGAAGUCUCAAAUGCAAUGACUCAUAUAACUCGGUUAAAAGAACAGCUAAAUGUGGAACGAAUGAGACAAGCAGAAUUACAAAAAGCUUCUAAAAUGUAUAUACAACGGACGUUCCAAAACGUAAAAAGAAAUCGUUUGAGUAUUCUCGAACAGGACGAUUUUGACCCAUCAACUCAUCAACACAGGGAACAGUUCAACAGUGUUGUUGAUAAACUAGGAAGCCUUUUAGACAUGAUUUCAGUCAACGAAACGUCAUCAAAUGAAAAGAAAACAAACAAAACUUGGGGUUUAUCACGAAAGACUACAAAUGCUCUCAAAUUUUUAUAAUUAUUCAAUCACAACCACAAGUGUCUUGUACUGGAAAUAAACUAUGUGUCCAUCAUUCAUUACUAAAGAGUGUUUCUACUCUCAAUUUCGACGUGAUUUGAAUGCUAAUUUAAUUUAAAAGUUUAAAUAACGUUUCUAUUUUCCUAAAAUAUCUAAUACAAUAUUUAACAUACUUAUAGUAUUGAGAUUUUAAAAAACUUUCCUUACAUAUAAAGUCAUAAUCAUUAAAAACAAACCACUUGUAAAUAUUAUUUCCAUACAAUAUGCUAAAAGCAUUUUAGUAAAACUAAACGUAGUCAAAUAAUUUUUUUCUCGCUGGUUACUUGUUCACUAGUAGUUAUAUAAUUAUGACAUAAUUGAACAGACAACUACUUUUUAUUACAAUAUUUUCA
Molecule: messenger RNA, 1947 nt
Organism: Hylaeus volcanicus
Lineage: Eukaryota; Metazoa; Arthropoda; Insecta; Hymenoptera; Colletidae
Exons: 5
Coding region: 761-1555 (264 amino acids)
Source: RefSeq, a predicted model, not a curated record